Messenger RNA from Setaria italica (foxtail millet), 1866 nucleotides. RefSeq names its product F-box protein At5g49610. NCBI's taxonomy places the organism in Eukaryota, Viridiplantae, Streptophyta, Magnoliopsida, Poales, Poaceae. The record is from RefSeq and is a predicted model, not a curated record. Bases 282 to 1424 code for a protein of 380 amino acids. Gene Ontology annotation, molecular function: protein binding. The transcript has 2 exons.
AUUCCAGAGCCAUCGGCCGUUGCCGUUUGCAAACCCUCGCCACCGCCCAUCCAACCAUCCCCAUCCUCGUCAUCGCUGCUUCGCUCCCGACGGCGCGCCGCCUGCUCCAUUCGCCGCCCGCGCCCGCGGCUCCGCACUAGCCUCAGCUUCUCCAGGUUAGGCUUUGAUUCGUCCGCCACCCAGCGCCAGACCAGAUCUGGCCCUAUCGCCUCGUCACAGCCACGAGCCACCUCGCUGGAGAUGGCAACCGCCGCCGCACGCGGAAGGGCGGCGCGGUGACCAUGCCUAUAGGAAGACGAAGCAGGAGUCCAGACGGACUCGCUGACUUCCCCGACGAGAUCCUGCAGGAGAUCCUGGUCCGCCUCCCGGCGAAGUCCGUCCUCCGCUGCCGCGCCGUCUGCCGUUUGUGGCGCCGCCUCACCACUGACCCCGCCUUCCUCGUCGCGCACCACCGCCACCAGCCCACGCUCCAUCUCAUCCGCUCGUAUGGGACCGACGGCGACAACUACUCCCCGCACUGCCUCGACGCCAUCCACCUCCAGAAAGCAGAGCGUCAGCCGGUGUUAUGGCCCAGACGCUGCAGCAUCGAUGCCUCCUGCGACGGCCUUGUGGUCACCGGUGACUACAUCUGCAACCCAGCCACACGCCAGUGGGCGCCCCUAGGCCACCGGAAGGUAUAUUUUGACAAGGUCAUUGGCCUCUACCGGCAUCAACCCUCCGGAGAGUACCGGGUGCUGUUCUGGACAGAGUCAAGCAUCCCUUCUGCAGAUUACUGCCCAAAUGAUUAUUGUGUCCACACGGUGGGCUCCGAGAAGCCGAGGCGCGUCAGUUGCUCAAUAACACUGGUCGAUGAGGAGCUGAGAGCUGGCUUAAGUGGGUCGGGUCCAGACAUCCGUGGCGCAUCAGUACACCUCCACGGAAACCUGCACGUUCACUGGAAGAAGCAAUGCAUUGUCCACUACCACAGGAUCUUGGUGUUCGACACGGUGGCUGAGUUGUUCAGGCAGAUGCGCCCCCCUGCUGUGAACCCCCGUGAUAUUAUGCGGUUGUUUGACAUGGAUGGCAUGCUUGCUGCAUCGUGCAGCAAGGAUGCCAUGAUGGGGAUGAGAAUCUUUGCGCUGCAGGACUACAAAAUCGAAAUCUGGUCAUUCCAGUACCGGAUCAAGCUGCCAGAGAUGGAGAUCCGGCAAUUCCAGGAACAAGGAGAUUGGUUUGCCAAGAUCGUGUCUGAGGAGGGUGACCUGCUUGUCAUCUGCUUUGGCUGGCUCUUGCACUGUGACAGAAUGGGCAAUUUGCUGGCCAAGUUCCAGUAUGAUGAUGAUCUACCUGUGUUGAUCCCUUAUAGGCUCAAAGAAAGCCUUAUUCAGCAUACAUUUUUUCAAAAGAAGCAGAACAAGACACCUUCUUCAUUUAUGCCAUGUUAAAUGGUGGUUCCAGAGAUCGUCCAUGAUACGUGCUUGCCGCAUUUUGGACUUCCAAAGGAUAUAACAUGUUUUUAGAAUGGUACGUAGUAGAAUGAAGUACAUCUGAAUUGCACCUUUAUUAGUGGAAGUAGCAUGUGUGAUAGUUCAACUGAUGCUAAUGUUGAACUGACUUACGACGACAAGGCUUUUGUCAGUGUGUUCCAUCCUCCAGUUAUAUGAUGCUCUAAAUACUUCCCUAAAGUUGUGACAGAGUGACUAUUGCUAUCUUAUCUAUCAUCAGGUUGUUUUGACGUGUGACAGAAAACAAACGUCAUCUUAUAUUUAUUUUGAAGUUUUUUUAGGGAUGUAUUUGAUUUGAAGUAUGUAACAGGUGUCCAUAACUUCCAUCGCUAUGGUUGCAUAUAUGUGGAAAUCGCUGAAAUGGGAUUACCGUGGAUGGUUA